UCAACGUUAGCGCGCAGGGCACAAUGUAGAAAACGAACCGCGCUUCUGCAGUUCACUUUAAUAAGUGUUAAUUGCAAAAUUGUUAAGGCAGGGCUUUAAAAGCAAUUAACUGGCGUGCUGACAGCAGGGUAUAUAACAGUAGCGUUGCAGUUUUAUUAAAAUAAUACAACGAUUCAUUAACGUUCAUAGAGUGCACUAGUUAUUCUGCAGGGAAAGGCUGAAAAAACACCCUCGGCUCUAUGAACUUUAGAGAAGUAUUCUGCUAGUGUGUGGGGAAAGAAAGCACGUUUAAAGCCCAUUAAACAGCUGAAUUCGGAGUAUCAUUUUCCUUAGGCAAAGUUCUGCAUGUGCUGACAAACCCUUACAGUACUGAAGUUCUGCAAAAUUCGAGUUUUCCGCAGUCGUUGCAUGCACUAUUCAUCAUUCAGCCGUUGAACAAAGACAACAUAGUUAUUCCACACGAUAUCUAUCCAGUCUUGUUCAAAGAGCGAGGAGAGGGAUCAACAUGCCGUUCCUGGGAGCUGCUUUAAGUUUCCUCAUGAUGAUGCUGCUGCCGGGGACCGAGGCAUCCGGGGGUACGUGGUGCUAUGCUACCCAGGAUGCAACAUGUGCUCCUGCACGCUGGAAAGUCUUGGCUCCUCAGUGUGGAGGUGUAAAUCAGUCUCCCAUCAAUGUUGACCGCAAGACAGCUAGAAGGAGCAAUGAGUUGGAUGCAUUUGUUUUCAAGGGUUACAACACUGCCCCAGCAGGGGCCUGGUCAAUUGUAAACAGUGGACAUGCAGUGCAGGUGAACCUUGGAUCCGGCAUCUCUGUGAGCGGGGCAGGCCUGCCUGCAGAGUACAAUGCUUUACAGUUUCACUUCCACUGGGGCAAGCCUGAUGGGAAUGGGUCAGAACACCAGCUGGAUGGAAAUUGGUAUCCAAUGGAGGUCCAUAUUGUCCACAUGCAUUCCAAAUAUACUGAUAUAAAAGUUGCUGUGACAGAUCCCAAUGGGUUAGCAGUGUUAGGCUUCUUCUUCAAGGUGUCCGACACGGAUAACUCAAACUACAACACAAUUAUUGAUGGAUUGCAGAGUGUUCGUUACAGUGGUGGUUCAGUGGAUUUGGCCUCUACGUUCCGUCUGGACAGUCUGCUUCCUUCAGAAAACCUCCUGAGCAGAUAUUACCGGUACUGGGGCUCUCUCACCACCCCAGGCUGCGCCGAGGCGGUUAUCUGGACUGUGUUUGAAGAUCCCAUCCCCAUUAGCAGUGCCCAGUUAAAUGCCUUUGUGAACUCUGUGCAUUUCUCGGCCAGUGGGAAGACUGAAGUGAAAAUGCAAGACAACUACCGCCCUGUUCAGGCUUUGAACAGUCGUAGGAUUUAUGCUUCAAAGCAGGCUAGCAUGAGCAGCAGCACUAGUCCUGCCCUUUCUAGUGUCCUUUUGUUCCCUUUACUGGCCAUCAGGCUGCUGUAAAUGCUAUCUUGUUCACAAGCCAGUAUGUGAAUACUGUUUAUGAAGGUCAGUAAAUGCUGAACUUUUGGAAGAAGGAUCCAAUAGUUUUACAUUUUACAAGUUUUAUAGCAUAAUUGUCUUUUUAAAUGUAUGUAUAAUUAAGAUAUUGGGAAUAUACAUAACUGUACAUAAGUCUUGAAUUGGUAAUGGAAAGUAUAAUGUAGAUGUUUCUAAAUUUAUGUAAUUCUCACAAUGCACUGUCUGCAAGUAAAAAGUAAUGUGUGUUUUGUACUGUUAAUAUUGUCAUGCUCAAAAAGUCAAAUUGAAAUGGUCUUUGUAAAGUGAUCUUUUAAGGGAAAGAUUGGUUCAUGUCCUGACAGGGUUGAGAGAUUUUGGGUUUUAUCAUCUUGACCAGAUGGUGAAGUGUAACACUGCCCUCGUGGUAUACUGGUUUGCAUAUCUAGUUCAGAACUGGAUAUUGGGCAGCAGAAGUUAUUUUGGGCACAGUAAAGCCUGCAGCUCUGUUAACAUUAGGUAAGUUAAAUAUCUUGCUAUUGGAAUGCCUUUAUAAAGGUGGAGUUUUUAUAUACUGUUCCUGAAAAGAGUUGCUUUUUCAAGGGCAUGUAAACCCUAUAACAUGGAAAUGAAUCAAUGGGUGGUUUUUAUAUGGCGUGAGGGGAAAACCUGAAUGAUUUUUACUGUAAUCUGGGGGAAGGGAAUAUUCCUGGAAUUUCAGAAGAGAAUUGGCGUAGACAGAUUCCUGUGCCAAUUACAGGAACUGCACUAAGACUUGGAAGUGUUCUGCCCUGUUCAUUCCAGUAAGAUCACAUGGCAUUGGAGGAAACUUACUCGGACUCCCAAUGAAUCCAGUUAAGUGAUGUUGCUCUUUUCAAAUGACUGGUUUAAAUGCCAUGGUAACUAUACUGUGUGGGUGCCAACCAACCUGAGAGACCUGUAUGAGUGGAAGAUUAUUGGAGAAGGUGGAGGCACUAACAUCUUCAUCACUGCCACCUGGUUAUGUCAAAUCUGAAACGGUAAAACUGGUCAACACCCCAGAUAGUCCUACCCUAGUGUCAUGUAAGAGCUACUGUUUGAACAGAUCAGUGAGUGGGGAUUCUAUGCAUCUUGGUGUGUGGAAGUGAGAUCUUAAUGUAAAACUGGACUGUUACAGGCUUUCUGAGAGGAAGAUUCAACAACAGUAAGCAAUGGAAUGAUACACAAUAAGCAGACACCAAUUUAUAUUGACUGAUAGUGGAAACUGCAGCUUUAAGGGUUAGGUAGCCCUUCCUUUUUCAUUGCAGUUGACAGUUUGUGGCUAUUUCCUGAUAGGGUUGAGAUUUAGAGUUGCACUUGGUGCUUGUAGAUGUGUCUGCCCAGUUUAGUGGAAUCUGUUUUGAAUGCAGUUUGGCUAGUAAUGCAUUGUUGAAAUUAAUUCUCUGAUGCAAGGGGAGAGAGGGGAGAUGUCCUGUUGCAUAAGUUUGUUAUCAAACAAAGAUGUUUUGUUAGAGUUUCUACUGCUGGGUGUGGUGUGUGUUCUUUUUCUUGCCACGCUUUGUCUCUGUUAGAGUAGGUCAAUCCACGUGGUUCUAGCUGUGAAAUGUAUAGUGAGUAUUCAUCUUUCUAUUUUAGAUUGAAUAUUGGGGGCAACCAACAAAACCCUGCUGUUUUUAGAAUGACUUGAAAAUAAAGGA
Molecule: messenger RNA, 3123 nt
Organism: Polyodon spathula (Mississippi paddlefish)
Lineage: Eukaryota; Metazoa; Chordata; Actinopteri; Acipenseriformes; Polyodontidae
Product: carbonic anhydrase 15-like
Exons: 9
Coding region: 506-1453 (315 amino acids)
Cellular component (GO): plasma membrane
Molecular function (GO): carbonate dehydratase activity; zinc ion binding
Source: RefSeq, a predicted model, not a curated record